GGCGACACAUCGAGCGACAUGGGCCCAACGAAAUGGGCCGACUGGGCGUGCACGCCUGCCAGUAUGCGCAAAUUUGGUGAGUGAAGCGCCUUUAUUCAUCUGCUCUCCUUUUCUGGCGUCGAAGACGAGAGCUGACACUGUGAUCUGAUCAAUCGGCUACCCCGCAGUGGCCGAAGUGACGCGACCUCGCGCCGAGUCGCAGAAGGCGAUGCGGGACAGCAUGUCCGCGGAGCAACCGCAGGAGGACAUUGGAUCCAGCCUUCGCGAGAAGGCAGCGAGCCAGGAAGACAUGGCUAAUUUGGGGGCGGGUAAGCAAGAGGCGAGCCGAAAAGCUUAUCAGGGAGGGUCACGGCUGCCCAUCGACGACGACGAUGAUGUCGACAAAGAAGAAGAUGAAGCAGCCGCAAGUCCGUGGCCCAAAUCUAUCUCGGAACACGGCGAGAGUGUUAGGAACAGUAUUGAGGAAUUUCAGGCUGAGUGGGUGCAAGGGAGCUCGCAGCAGGAUCGUGUGGCGGGGAAGACAGGCAAGGACUACGAGGGAGAUGUAGAUGAGGAGGAAAGGGAGAGACGGAAGAAGCGGGUGAGGCGUGAUGUUAACAGCGAGGGAGGAAGUGGACGAUGAUGGUAGCUGAGCUUCUCAAGCGCGCCUGGAUUUAUUGUCUUCUGUGUUCACCUCAACAUUUCACAUCUUGUCGCUCACAACGAAUUCACAUCCCCACCUC
Jaminaea rosea is the source of this 722-nucleotide messenger RNA. RefSeq lists its product as hypothetical. The transcript has a single exon. The record is from RefSeq and is a predicted model, not a curated record. NCBI's taxonomy places the organism in Eukaryota, Fungi, Basidiomycota, Exobasidiomycetes, Microstromatales. Bases 209 to 622 code for a protein of 137 amino acids.